AUGCAAGUGAGGGGCAACACCAACCUCGCCUCGCUGGCGAUGCCCAACCUGAGUGACCUGUACGGAUACAUCGACGUGCACAACAACGCCAAGCUCGCCUCUCUGACGAUGAACAACCUGUUUCUCGUGGACGGAGGCAUCAUCUCGGUGCUGGACAACCCCAACCUCGCCUCUCUGACGAUGCCCAGCCUGGGGGGCGGGUCGUGGUGGAACAUCAUCGUCGACCCCAAGCCCGCCACCUGCAACGUGGGGCUCUACACCUGCUGA
Molecule: messenger RNA, 267 nt
Organism: Emiliania huxleyi CCMP1516
Lineage: Eukaryota; Haptophyta; Isochrysidales; Noelaerhabdaceae
Exons: 5
Coding region: 1-267 (88 amino acids)
Source: RefSeq, a predicted model, not a curated record